Molecule: messenger RNA, 1743 nt
Organism: Beta vulgaris subsp. vulgaris (sugar beet)
Lineage: Eukaryota; Viridiplantae; Streptophyta; Magnoliopsida; Caryophyllales; Amaranthaceae
Exons: 1
Coding region: 1-1743 (580 amino acids)
Molecular function (GO): zinc ion binding; nucleic acid binding
Source: RefSeq, a predicted model, not a curated record
AUGGGAGAACCAGUGACUAGGGUAGAUCUUGAAGGGGUUACCGCGGAUUUUACCACGGCCCUUACUGCACUGACCGAGCAGAUGACUGCGUUGACUGCACAGGAGAAUAGCAUGCAGAAUUAUACCAAUCGAGGAGGAGACAGGAGGGGAGAACAAAAUCGAACUCCACGGGGGCGAGGCAAACGAACUGUCGUGGCAGAUAGUUCGAGUUCUGAGGAAGAAGAAGUUUUUGAAGAAGAACAAAGCGAGGAAGAUAAUAAAUCUUUUAAACAUGACUACCGAGUAAAAGCAGAUAUUCCAUUGUUUUAUGGGACUAUGGGAGUAGAGGAGUUUCUGGAUUGGCAGAUUGAUGUGGAUAGAUUUUUCGAAGUUAUGGAGGUUCUUGAAAAUAAACAUGUUAAGAUGGUGGCGGUUAGAUUGAAGAGUACUGCUGCUGUUUGGUGGGAUAAGUUGGUUAUGCAGUGGCAGAGGCAAAGGAAGGGGCCAGUUAAGACUUGGCGACGCAUGAAACAAUUGAUGUUGGAGCGGUUAUUACCGGAGGAUUAUGAGCAGAUUCUGUAUAAGAUGUAUAAAGAAUGCGUUCAGGGGAAGAGGAGUGUGACGGAGUAUACAGCGGAGUUCUUGCGAUUUUCUGAGCGCAAUGACUUAAGGGAAUCCAAAAAUCAGAAGGUGGCUCGGUAUAUUAGUGGACUGAAGAAUUCUCUGCAAGAGAAGAUGGGUUUGCAAACUGUGUGGACUGUGGCUGAGGCAUCCAAUCUGACACUAAAGGCGGAGCAAAUAGAGAAAUCCCCUAGAAAUUUCUCGUCAUUCAAAAGGUACUCACCCCAGAGUAGCUUUGAAUUUAAUAGUGAGAAGGAGAAGAGUGCAGUAAACAAGGAGUCUGGGUCUGCACCUAAAGUCGGGUCUCGUAGUGUAUCACAAGGAAAGGCCCCUGCCCAAAAGCAAAAUAAUCCGUAUGUCAGGCCUAGUGGGGACACUUGCUAUCAUUGUAACGGCAAGGGUCAUAGAUCCAAUGUCUGCCCAACUCGGAGAGUAACUGCUGUUUUAGAAGGAGGAGAAGAUGGAGGGGAGUUUGAAGGAGAAAAUGAUGAGUAUGCAUAUGCAGAGUUUGCUGAGGAAGAGUCUGAGGAUCGAGUUAACUUUGUGUUGCAAAGGGUCCUGUUAGCUUCUAAAGAGGAGGGCCAGCGUAAGAACCUGUUUAAAACUCAUUGUUCUAUUCAAAACAAAGUCUGUAACCUGAUUGUGGAUAAUGGUAGUACGGAGAAUCUGGUAUUCCAAAAGCUAGUGGAGUAUUUAAAGUUGUCCACAACACCACAUGAGAAACCCUACGCCUUGGGUUGGGUCAGCAAGGGGUCUCAAGUUCGAGUGACAAUGACUUGCAGAGUUCCCAUCUCCAUAGGGAAACACUACAAAGACGAGGUAAUGUGUGUUGUUCUUGAUAUGGAUGUGUGUCAUAUUGUACUUGGUAGGCCUUGGCAGUUUGAUAAUGAUAUUACUUAUCGGGGAAGGGAUAAUGUGAUGAUGUUUACUUGGGGAUCCCAUAACAUUGCAAUGGCUCCUGUUUUGAAUUUUGAUGAUAAGGCUGUGGGAAAGAAAACCAGUUUCUUAGUAAUGACUUAUAAUGAUAAGGAACUCGAUGAUGUUGUGAAAGAAACUGAACUUUUCUAUCCAAUAGUAGUUAAAGGGUUGUUAGGGGCUGUAAAAGAAGAGAACCUAUUCCUGCUGAAGUUUCGGAGAUAUUAG